CUGAUCUUCGUGUCUAUGUCUUUCCUGUUGACUGGUCAUAUUUUCUAGAGAAGACUCUUCACAUCUGCCUGGAAGCAAUGCAGCAAGUCUUGGAAAACCUCACGGAGCUGCCUUCAUCUACAGGAGCAGAAGAAAUUGACCUAAUUUUCCUCAAGGGGAUUAUGGAGAAUCCUAUUGUAAAAUCACUUGCCAAGGCUCAUGAGAGACUAGAAGAUUCAAAACUAGAAGCGGUCAGUGACAAUAACUUGGAAUUAGUCAAUGAAAUUCUUGAAGAUAUCACUCCUCUAAUAAAUGUGGAUGAAAAUGUGGCAGAACUGGUUGGUAUACUCAAAGAGCCUCACUUCCAG
Galeopterus variegatus (Sunda flying lemur) is the source of this 347-nucleotide messenger RNA. RefSeq names its product MAGUK p55 subfamily member 6-like. Lineage: Eukaryota; Metazoa; Chordata; Mammalia; Dermoptera; Cynocephalidae. The transcript is spliced from 3 exons. The annotation marks the transcript as partial. Gene Ontology annotation, molecular function: protein binding. The record is from RefSeq and is a predicted model, not a curated record.